CGGUCGAGAAAUUUAGAUGAGUAAUCAGAGCGUGGCUCAAGGCGGAGACCUCCCGCCUCUGCGCGCCCCGCGGCCCAGGCUGCCCGCUGCACUCACAGAGAGCCCCCCCCGCAUCGUCCGGCGCCCCUGCGGCCAUGGCGGGCACCGGUUGCGCCCACCCAGCCUCCGUGGAGGAGGGCAUCGCCGAGCCGCUGUGCCCUGGGCUGUGCUCCGUGCCAGAGGCCGUGGCCGUGGAGGAGGCAGAGCGCGGGGGCCUUCUGGCGGCCGCCGCUGGCCGCGCUCGGCCCAGGCUGCCGCGCGGGGGCCGCGGGCUCGUCCUCGCGGCCACCCUGUGCGCCGGGUGCGCGGGCGCGCUGCUUGCUGGGCGGCAGGCGCGGCCUCGCGGCGCGGCCAGCGCGGACACGGGGGAUGCGACGGGGCUGUUCUUGUUCUCCGCGCUCGCCUCCGCGGCGGAGGUCAUGCUCACCGGCGCAAAGGCAGCGAAGGCCAUCGGUGGGGGCGUAAGCGACUUCCAGGGGCUCCUCAACAACGAGAACCUGAGUGAGGAGAUAUCUAAGCUGGAGGCGAGGUUCAAGCUUGGCUACAACAAGACGAUGGUGCUGGACCCCUCUUGGAGGAAAUUCCUACCGAACGCCACGGAGAAUCUGAGCAAGGAGGAGCUGAGGCAGAUGCUGUUCCCUGCUGUUCACCGCCAUGACGGCAAUCUUUGCUACGACGAUGAGGAGGAGCACGCGGGUUUAUGUUACAAGCGCUGCUCCCUCCUCACCUUCGGCACGCACCCUUAUCGAACCAGCGCGUUCUCAUGCUGCAGCAGGGCCCCAUGCCAGUGGGAUGAGACUGCAUUCCGUACCAGCAUCUGCGGUGGAUUCGACGUGAGCGGCGACACGGCCAACGGCAUUUGCCCGCACAUCCCAGGUGCAUGCCUGGCGAACGAGGAGCUUCUCAACGGACUGUGCUACAAAAGAUGUGCACUUCUGACCGAGGGGGAGUACAUGUUCCGCACCGGCCCCUCCACGUGCUGCAAGUUUCGCUCGGAGCUUGCUUGCACCCCUGGUGCAAAAGGGCCCGGCGGCUCCUACGCAGUCAUGAACACAUCAUUCGCCAGCGGGGGUGGGCUGUGCACCUCUGAGAUGCCGUGCACGGUGCACCUGCCCAUUCGUGAGUUGGCAGAGAGCGAGGUAUGGGAACCGUGGGAAAACUUCACCGACGAGGCAAACACGACGACGGAAGAGGCCACGGAAAGGCUGCUCGAUGGCACCACGCCAGGCGAUGAGGCAGAGGCGGAGGCGGACAGCGCUGCGGCGGCAAUCGCGGCGGCAGAUCAGGCGAUCGCGGCCGUGGGGGAGGCCGUGGAGGCUGCCAAGGAGGCGGCCGCCGUCGCCAAAGCGGCGCAGGCGGCACUGUCAGAGGAAGAGGCCGCGAGCGGCAGCGGUGGCAACACCUCGGAGGGCACAGUCACCACCAAGGCCCCGUGGGCUCCGAGCGUCGACGUGGCAGCGAUGAAGUGAGGCGAGCGGAGGCGCUGGCGUCGGGUGCGAGAGGCGUUUGUCAGCGGGCCAGCUCUUUCGACCACUCCUCUCUCUUCUCUUCAGCAUGCACGUCGUGACUCCUCGUCUCCUCGCACUCUCGUGCCACGGCAUUGCGUGCCUCUGGUCUCUUGUGUUUGCACGUUUCAGAACCCCAUCAGUGACAUCGUAUCAUAAUUCAGACCGCAGUGUCAUAUAUCACAGUUGGGUCAAAUGCCCGCUGCAGUUUUGAAUUAGAGGUUGAGCCCAUGCCACGGUGUGUCUCAGGCUUAUCGCCCCAAUUCCGAUCAUCAUGCCACUGAGGCAGCCCGAAUGGGCCUCCUUCAUGGCGCAGUGAUCCUUUCAGUGUCGAAUUGCGCGUGUCAAGACGGAAAGACCAGGUAGACACCGUCGUUCCUUUAUCUGGAUGGAAAAAAAGAAAAAGAAGAUGAGUAAUCGUAACGUCUGUACUUGUCACGUGCUCACC
Messenger RNA from Prorocentrum cordatum, 1992 nucleotides. NCBI's taxonomy places the organism in Eukaryota, Dinophyceae, Prorocentrales, Prorocentraceae. The record is from the annotation of a GenBank genome assembly.